Molecule: messenger RNA, 399 nt
Organism: Spodoptera exigua (beet armyworm)
Lineage: Eukaryota; Metazoa; Arthropoda; Insecta; Lepidoptera; Noctuidae
Source: the annotation of a GenBank genome assembly
AUGGGAUGUCAGACCAAAGGUAACCUAACCUUCAGCUAUUAUGAACGUAUCGUGACGGUGUCGUAUCGUGGCGGUCGUGGCGGUCGUGUCGGUGGUGUCGGUCGUGUCGGUCGUGUCGGUCGUGUCGGUCGUGUCGGUCGUGUCGGUCGUGUCGGUCGUGUCGGUCGUGUCGGUCGUGUCGGUCGUGUCGGUCGUGUCGGUCGCAUCGGUCGUGUCGGUCGUGUCGGUCGUGUCGGUCGUGUCGGUCGUGUCGGUCGUGUCGGUCGUGUCGGUCGUGUCGGUCGUGUCGGUCGUGUCGAUCGUGUCGGUCGCCUCGGUUUCGGUCGUCGUAUCAGUCGCAUCUGUCGUGUCGGUCUUGUUGGUCGUAAUGGUCGUGUCGGUUUAUCGGUGGGAUUGUGA